Messenger RNA from Monopterus albus (swamp eel), 1800 nucleotides. Its product is annotated as activin receptor type-2A-like. Lineage: Eukaryota; Metazoa; Chordata; Actinopteri; Synbranchiformes; Synbranchidae. Gene Ontology annotation, cellular component: activin receptor complex; plasma membrane. The coding region runs from base 48 to 485 and encodes 145 amino acids. The transcript is spliced from 3 exons. Gene Ontology annotation, biological process: activin receptor signaling pathway; protein phosphorylation; cellular response to growth factor stimulus. The record is from RefSeq and is a predicted model, not a curated record. Gene Ontology annotation, molecular function: ATP binding; activin binding; activin receptor activity.
GGUGUGACUGUGUACCUGUUGUGUUUCAGGUGGGGACUAGGAGGUACAUGGCCCCGGAGGUCUUGGAGGGGGCCAUUAACGUCCAGAGAGAUGCCUUCCUGAGGAUAGACAUGUAUGCCUUGGGUCUGGUGCUGUGGGAGCUCGCCUCACGCUGCAAAGCUGCUGAUGGUCCGGUGGAUGAGUACAUGCUACCUUUUGAGGAGGAGGUGGGUCAGCAUCCAUCUCUGGAGGACAUGCAGGAGGUGGUGGUCCACAAGAAGCUCAGACCGACGCUCAGAGAGUGCUGGCAGAAACAUACUGGCCUGGCAUUGCUCUGUGAAACCAUCGAGGAGUGCUGGGACCACGAGGCCGAGGCUCGGCUGUCGGCCGGCUGCGUUGAGGAGCGUGUUGUGCAGAUGCAGCGGCUGACAAGUGUCACGGCACCUGACGAGGUUGUCACCAUGGUAACCAACGUGAACUACCCGGCUAAAGAGUCAAGUUUAUGACAAGGUUGAGGACCGGUCAGGAUGGAGCAGGGACUCCCUCAGUGAGCGUUGUCUGUCUCUGUUCACAGACUCAGGUGGGGUUGAGCCAACAGGUGAUCUCCGGCUGCAGGUGAGUCUCAGACUGAUGAGUGGCUCUUUAGACUGUAGGCUAACAUGGCAGAGAGCCUCUCUCUUGCUGAGCUCCACCCUCUGACAUCAGUUCCUGUUUUUUAACAAAGAGUUUUCUACAAUAAUGUGAUUAAACAGUGCGAUUUCAGUAUAAAAGGGUGAUUUUAGCUUCUGAAUGGCUGUAUCACUGCUGUAUAUACAUACAGACUAUUACAAUACAAACAUAAAUACACAGAUGUAUUUCCAUGAUAACAGAGUUAGAAUAAUCAGGUUAUUGAUCCAGACAGGAAGUCUUCACACACUGAACAUGUUUCUGGUCUGUGAUACUUGAGGAGAAACUGGAGGCGAUUCUCUGCUAACAAACACUGACAGAUAGGGAAGAAUAAAAUGACGGACUGAAAUAAAGUCAAAGAAAUAAAGUGAAAUGAAACACUGAACACGGAAUCAAGGUAUUUUAAGAUAUUUUACUUAAUUAUAUUGUUAUACUGGGUCAAAAGUUGUUUUUAUUUUGUGAUAAUGGGUUAAUUAGAAGAAGAAACAGUUGGUAAAAUAAAAUAAUUUUAAUCAACCCAGCUGUGUAUUGUUUAAUGCCAUUGUCUGCCAAAUUAGCUGCUGCACUAAGCUCCGUUAAGGAAUCUAUCGAUAUAGUGUCUUUGCUUCUCAAAAUGUCAUGUUUCACUUAAUUUCUUUGACUUAUUUUUAAUUUCAAGUCUUACAUAAAAUUUGCUCUAAGUUCAGACUCUGAGUGUAAAAGACAAUCGAAGCAUGACUAGCUUUUACAAAAUCAUCCUGAUUUAGCCUUGAUGGACUUAAGAUGUGUCGCCCAGUUUUUUCCUUCAGAAACCAACCAACGAUCAUUAACUCAAAUAAUUUAUCAGCUGCUGCUGAAGGGAAGAAAGAAAAGUUUUCAGAUUUAAAAUCAGUUUGUGUUGAAUAGAGAAAUCCCUAUGAAUAUGAACACAAGUGAAAACUCUUCCCCUGUUUAAGUUUGCAGUGAAUAUUUAAAGCUUGCCUUUAUUUAUCAUUUUAUUCUAGUUUUAUUUCUAAUCUUGGUUGUUUCAUCAUCUUCCUCCUGUUUGAGGUUCGGUUUGACUUUGUGGAGCCUCCAGACCGACAAAACAUGCCGCUACAUGUUAUUUUUUUAUUUUGUUUGUUUGCAGAAGUAACCAGAGAUGGGGGACUCAAAAGAAAAAAAAAAUUAUAUACA